AUGGAGAUAAACGGCGAUCAACCGCCGCUGAUCUGGCCGCAGUUCGAAUCUACCGGAUACACUCGCCGGAGAUCAUCGAUUCCGACGAUGUUAGUUCCUGUGAUGAUCGGAGUGAUAUCAGCGGCUGUUUUUCUUCUGUUUGUGACAUUCGUCGUCCCUCCGUUUAUGUCGAUCACAUCUCAGAUUCUGCAGCCAGUUUCGGUGAAGAGAGGUUGGGAUUCGAUCAACGUCGUUUUAGUAGCUUUCGCGAUUCUCUGCGGCGUACUCGCCAGACGAAACGACGACGGAUUGUCAUCGCCGUCACCGUCUGCACACGGCGGAGAAGAAGAAGUAACUGUCACGAGUGGUGAAAUGGAAAUGGCCGUCGACGAGGAUAGCAAAAUCUCUUCCUCGUCGGUUUCGCAAACGUGGUUUGAUGACGUGUACGACGUUGAUAGGCUUAAGAUCUACGAGAGCGUGAAUAGUCGGAGUUUCCCAACUGGAUUACCGGUUACCGGAACCGUGCCGUUGAGGCGUAGUAGUAGCUCGUAUCCUGAUCUGAGAAAUGGAGCUUUAAGGGAAACCGUCGAUCGCCGGUUCCGGUUUUACGACGAUUUCGAAAUCGACAAGUACCGAUCGCACGAUUCGCGUUCCUACGAACAAUUUCCCAAUCGUUCUGAAAUUGAAAUCGAAGAAUCUGAGCCCAAAGAAAUUCCGAUUGAUAAAUUCGUCGUAAGGCCGCCAUCUCCGCCGCAACAACCACCGGCACCACCAGCUCCUCCACCUCCACCUUCUCAACCAUCUCAAGUUUCGCAGAAACCGAGAAGGACUCAUCGUUCUGCGAGAAACAGAGAUACACAAGAAAACGCGAAACGUAGUGUCAUUAAUUCUGAUUCCACCAGAUUUAAACGAUCGUUUCAGCCUCCGCCGUCACCGCCUCCGCCACCUCCACCUCCACCGCCUCCACCUCCACCGCCUCCGCUUAUAACCGCCACUCCACCGAGGAAACAAGGGACUCUUCAGCGAAGAAAGAGCAAUGCAGCGAAGGAGAUUAAAAUGGUUUUCGCUUCUCUGUAUAAUCAAGGAAAGAAGAAGAAGAAACUUCAGAAACCAAAGAGAAAGGAGAGAAACGAAUCUCCGGUGGUGGUGGAAACAAUGGAGCCACCGCAAUACCAAUCGUCAUUUCCACCACCGUCCCCGCCGCCACCUCCACCACCUCCUCCGCCUCUACCACGAUCGUCGCAGUCUGUAUUCUACGGAUUGUUUAAAAAGGGCGUUAAGAGCAAAAAAAUUCACUCCGUUCCGGCGCCGCCUCCACUUCCACCACCGAGAAAAAUCCAAAUGGAUCCUCAGACACCACCACGGAGAGUGAAUUCCGGAAGACCUCCGCGUCCGACGAAACCGACAAACUUCAACGAAGAGAGCUACGUCAACAAGGGUCAAGCAUCUCCGUUGAUCCAAAUCACGCCUCCUCCACCUCCACCACCUCCUUUUAGAGUCCCGCCGCUAAAAUUCGUCGUGAGUGGUGAUUUCGCGAAGAUACGGAGCAAUCAGAGCUCGAGAAGUACCUCCCCUGAGCGAGAAGUGAUCGACAUUGGUUGGGGUCUAGAACUUACUCAAUCUGAUCACGCUGGAGCUGAGACUGUAGUCGCCGUCGGUAGCCGCGGCGGGCCAGGAUUCUGUCCAAGCCCGGACGUUAACACGAAAGCUGACAAUUUCAUCGCCAGGCUUAGAGACGAGUGGAGACUCGAUAAGAUCAACUCCGGGAAAGGGAAAAAGAAACAGAGCUCUGUGUAA
This is a messenger RNA of Microthlaspi erraticum, 1776 nucleotides long. NCBI's taxonomy places the organism in Eukaryota, Viridiplantae, Streptophyta, Magnoliopsida, Brassicales, Brassicaceae. The record is from the annotation of a GenBank genome assembly.